This is a messenger RNA of Mangifera indica (mango), 1138 nucleotides long. RefSeq names its product NDR1/HIN1-like protein 13. NCBI's taxonomy places the organism in Eukaryota, Viridiplantae, Streptophyta, Magnoliopsida, Sapindales, Anacardiaceae. Gene Ontology annotation, cellular component: plasma membrane. The record is from RefSeq and is a predicted model, not a curated record. The transcript has a single exon. Bases 115 to 876 code for a protein of 253 amino acids.
CAUCCUUUUGGGUGGCGACGAUUACCUCUCUCCCACUUCCUCUCUUUACAUACAAUUCACAAUCUUUCUCUUUCUCCAUAUCUUCUCUACUUCCUAAAUUCAUCCCAAACGCUAAUGUCUGACAGAGUUUUCCCUUCUUCAAAACCCGCCGCUACCAAUGGCACCACUGCACCCCCUGCCAAGCCACCCCUUCGCCCUCCCUACCGUCCUCAACCCCAUCACCGACGCCACCGUACCGACCGCAACUACUGUUGUUGUUGCUUCUUUUGGACCGGCCUCAUCGUCCUCAUCCUUGUCUUAAUUUUCGCCAUUGCGGCCACUGCUCUUUACGUCCUCUACCGCCCUCACCGCCCUGCUUUCUCCAUCCCUUCGCUUCGUAUCCACCGACUCAAACUCACCACCUCUGCCGACUCCUCGUCUAAUCAUCUCUCUGCUCUCUUCAACUUCACUGUCACCUCCAAAAACCCCAACUCUCAUCUCACUUACUUUUAUCAACCAUUUGAUAUCUCCAUUUUUUCAUCCAACGAUGUCCUCUUGGGUAACGGCACUAUACCCGCUUUCACUUCCCCAACUAAAAACCAGACCGUUUUUAAGAACGUCAUAGCAUCUGGGUCGAACGAGCUUGACACGGAUUCUGUAACUUCAUUGAAAUCGGAUCUGAAGAAAAAAACUGGGGUUCCUCUGAAAAUUGUGCUGGACACUAAAGUGAAAGUUAAAGCCGGGAAGCUGAAAAGCAAGAAGAUUGGAAUCAGAGUUACGUGCGAAGAGUUCAAAGGGGUCGUAGUACCGAAAGGUAAGUCGCCGUCGGUGGCUACCACUGAUAAAUCUAAGUGUAAGGUUGAUCUUCGGAUCAAGAUCUGGAAAUGGACAUUCUAGUCUAGUUAUUAUGGUUACUACUUAUCAGUGUUUGGUUGGGUUUUGAGGAGGAAAAAUGAAAAUAUAUAAAAUAUUUUCUAAUGUUUUCCAAAUGGGAAGUUCAUCAAUUGUUGAAGAGUGUUGAAAGGAAUGAACAGGAGAUGAAGUUGUUUCAUUUAUUUGAUUUUUCGGUUUAGCAGUGUAAUUUUGAAAAUAUUUUUCAUGUUAUUUUUUUUUUUUAUAAUAAUAAUAGUGUGAAAGCAAUGUUAUGGAUUGGUUGGCA